GCCAUCCUGCACCGGCUGCCUCUGGAGCUCCCCUCUCCUCCCCGGCAGCCUCCGCGCCUGAGCCGCCUCCCUCCGAUGACCUCGACGCCGGGGAGCUUUGGAACGCUGGCCAACUCCGGACCCGUGGCGCUCUCGCUCGCGACCAGCUCCUUCGCUAGCUUUCUUGGCGGCCCGGCUUCCGGCGGAGCAGACAGCAGCGGGCUGUCCAAGUUCAAGGCCAUGCCGCCGCCGUCCCUCCCGCUGUCGCACCCGCCGGCGUCGCCGUCGUCGUUCCUCAACGCGCUCUCCGGCUUCCUCGACUCGCCGAUCCUUCUGACGCCCAGCUUGUUCCCGUCGCCGACGACGGGCGCGAUCCCGUCGGAGCCCUUCAACUGGAUGGGCACGGGGGAGAACCUGCAGCCUAGCGUAAAGGAUGAGCAGCGGCAGUACACCGACUUCACGUUCCAGACGGCGGCGGCGUCCGUGCCGGAGACGGGGGCCGGAGCCGCGCGGCAGGCGGCGUCCUUUCCACAAUCGUCGUCCAUGCUGAUGGCGCCAUUGGGUGGACUUGGAGAUUCCUACAACGGCGAGCUGCAGCAACAGCAGCCAUGGAGCUACCAGGAGCCCGCUGCGCAAUUCGAAGCGCCGCCGGCGGCGGCGACGCAGCCUGACAUGCUCGGGAACGGCGGCUACACCGCCGUGCCCGCUGCGGUACCGGGCUUCCGCGAGCAGAGCAACCGGCCGCCGUCGGACGACGGCUACAACUGGCGCAAGUACGGGCAGAAGAACAUGAAGGGGAGCGAGAACCCGCGCAGCUACUACAAGUGCAGCUUCCCCAGCUGCCCCACCAAGAAGAAGGUGGAGCGGUCGCCGGACGGGCAGGUCACGGAGAUCGUGUACAAGGGCACGCACAACCAUCCCAAGCCGCAGAGCACGCGCCGGAACUCCAGCUCGGCCCCGGCGCCGGCGGCAUCGUCGUCGUACGGGCUGCAGAGCGCCAGCGACGCGGCGGCGGAGUACUCCUUCGGCGCGCUGUCCGGCGCGCCAGUGGCGACGCCCGAGAACUCGUCGGGGUCGUUCGGGGACGACGAGAUCAACGGCGUGAGCUCGAGGCUUGCCGGUAACCUCGGCGGCGAGGAGCUCGAUGACGAUGAACCCGACUCCAAGAAAUGGAGGAAAGCCGGCGGCGACGGCGAGGCGGCCUCGGUGGCCGGCAACCGGACGGUGCGCGAGCCGAGGGUCGUCGUGCAGACGAUGAGCGACAUCGACGUCCUGGACGACGGCUACCGGUGGCGCAAGUACGGGCAGAAGGUGGUGAAGGGCAACCCGAACCCUCGGAGCUACUACAAGUGCACGACGGCGGGGUGCCCCGUGCGGAAGCACGUGGAGCGCGCGUGCCACGACACGCGCGCCGUGGUCACCACCUACGAGGGCAAGCACAACCACGACGUGCCCCCCGCGCGCGGCAGCAGCGCCUCGCUCUACCGCGCCGCGCUGGAGGCGCAGCAGGCCGCGGGCUACCACCACCACGGCUUCGUCGCCGGCGGAGGCGGCGGCAGCAGCAGCCACGGCGCGUUCUGCGGCGGCCUGCUCGACGGCGGCGCGCCGACGCAGGCCGCGGAGACCGGAUUCUCCAUGUCCGGGUUCGGCAACACUGUGGGCACGGCGUACUCUUACCCGAGCCACUACCAGCAACAGCAACAGCAGCAGAGCGAGGCGAUGUACUACGCCGCCCCAUCAGCCAAGGACGAGCCACGAGACGACAUGUCAUUUUUCGAGCAGCCAUUGCUGUUCUGAUGACAGGAUGAGCCGCGGCCAAAAGGCCAAACCGAUUUGGCAAGACAUGGUCGUACUCGUGGUUCUUUUUGACUCGGCAGAUUAUGUGCACACUAUCAUAGUAGUACUAGUAGUUGGUUGAUUUUUGAUUUGUUUGGAGGCCCCAGCUUUGCAGGCACCAGCAGAAGGGGUAGCCUCCUGUAACAUGUACAAGAAACGUAGGACACAUCACACACAUCGGCGUAGGAAGCAAGGUCAUGGCACAUGAUUUUCAUCAGCUUGGCUGCAAGUUCUUUUUACCAAUGAAAAAUGUUGUUGCAAGUUCUCAGAUCUUAACAUGUAAAAGAAAGUGAAUGUUCAGUUCA
Molecule: messenger RNA, 2120 nt
Organism: Panicum virgatum (switchgrass)
Lineage: Eukaryota; Viridiplantae; Streptophyta; Magnoliopsida; Poales; Poaceae
Product: WRKY transcription factor WRKY24-like
Exons: 4
Coding region: 76-1776 (566 amino acids)
Biological process (GO): regulation of DNA-templated transcription
Molecular function (GO): sequence-specific DNA binding; DNA-binding transcription factor activity
Source: RefSeq, a predicted model, not a curated record